Molecule: messenger RNA, 2738 nt
Organism: Gavialis gangeticus (Gharial)
Lineage: Eukaryota; Metazoa; Chordata; Crocodylia; Gavialidae
Gene: HDHD3
Product: haloacid dehalogenase like hydrolase domain containing 3
Exons: 1
Coding region: 1759-2481 (240 amino acids)
Source: RefSeq, a predicted model, not a curated record
AGGGAGCUACAGCCCUCGCUCGGGGCAGUGGCUGGGUACCUCUGCGGCAUGAGCUAGCAGUCUCAGUGACCUGUGUCCUCUCAGCAGCCUGCCCCACCGCCCUCAGUCAAGGGUCUGCAGGCUCUAGGAGCAACUGGCCAACUCAGCGCAGCUUUCUGAAGGCAACUGCCGCUCCCUUGCCAGUGCCAGUGUCCUGACCCAGCAGCUGCUGCCCUGCCACCUAAUUCCUGCCAGCAUCCCUGCCCCAGAAUCACUGACACAUUCUGGCUUCACAGGCAGAUGACACCAUUGGCCAGGCCACAUCCAGCCCAUGAGCUGCAGGGUGCCAGCUUCUGUCCGAAGCAUUCACAGACUGUCCAGGAAUGUGGCAUGUAGGUGUUCGUCUCUGCGGAGAGAUUGGUCGCAGGCUGGGGAUGAUGAGCCUCCUCAUUUCUAGACAAAGUGGCAGCAUGUUAAGAGGGCAGGAUGGUAGGCAUUUGCCCUGGUGCUGCCCUCUGCAAAGGGGAUUUCAUUCAGUCAUUGUCAUCAGAGUAGUGCCUUCCCUGAGACUGGGCAUCUAACACAGCACGUGGAAAGGAAUCCUUACUCAGGGAGCAUGCUGUUGCACUAUUUAAUUGUAGGCAAAGUUCAGUACAAAGACAGCAACAAGCUUGUGAUUAGAUCUGCCUUUUGGGUGUGUAGUUUUGUGUGAAGCUUAGGUAAUUCCUGGUUAAUUCCAACUGUUAACUGCUUUUGGUUUUCCUGCUGAACAGGUUUGGCUGUUUCUCCCAGAAUAUUAUCAGGUUGCUGAGUAAUUCAGUCCCUCACGCACAGGCUAGUAAACUGAGAGCUCGUGGUUUUAUAGAAGCCCAUUGUCUCAUGAUACCCUCUGUUAUACAGCAGAUUUAUAAGCUUAGUUGUUAACCUGUUUAGGAAUGGGAGGAUUCCACUUUGUUACAGAAACUUGGCAGAGUUCAGUAGGUUAUAAUGGCCCAUCUACCUCCAUCUAUUUGCCUUGCACUCGUUUUCCAAGCUGGUGGCUGUGGAGGCCAGAGAAUGUCAUAAUAGUACAGAAAAGAAUUAAAAUUGCAAUUCAGUGCUAACACUGUUUGAGUUUCUUGUGUAAGCAGAGAGAGGUUGUAAAGUGUUAACAUUUAGGACCUUUGUUCUCCAGCUGCAUAAAUUAAUGGGAGGAGGUAAAUCACUUUAGAAAUGAAGUGAGCCUCAGUAUUUGAAAGAGUUUCACACUGGCUUCAGGAGCAUAUGCUGAGUGAACUGUCCUGAAAAGUGAUGGCUUCCGUGCACCCAGAAAAUGUCCAGGACUCAACUACCAACAGGUCAAGCUUCCCUUGCUCUGCCCUGCUGUGUCUCAGCUCAGCCCUGCAGGGGAUGGCUUGAGGGGGGAAAUGAGUUUCCACAGACACAGGGAGAAGGCUCCCAGUAAGAGGCUAGUUGGUGCUGCUGGUGAUAGGCGCAGGUGAUACAUACCCAAAUCUGCCAAGAGCUGGUCUGAGACCCAGAAGUUUGUUUCACACCAGGCAGAGAACAGCAAUGGGCUGGAAACCAUUUUCAUUCACAGCACAGCUGGAUUAAAUUUGACCCUGAAGCUGAAAAGUGCUAGAGCUUUUAUCAGUCCCUCAAGCUGAUUACUGUCCAAAAUGCUCCUUCCCCUAUCAAUCUUUGGCUGUGAGAGGGAGGGUGAGGUUUGUGGCUUGUCUGGCUUUUAUCCCUGCAUUUGUUAUUCUAGAUUCUCCUUAGUCCACAGGCAUUGAUGAAGCCAUGCUUAGGCUACGAUUAUUAACGUGGGACGUGAAGGACACAUUAAUUCGGCUCCGGCACCCAGUGGGAGAGAGCUACUCUGCUGAAGCCCAAGUUCAUGGAAUCCAGGUGGAGCCAGAGGCUCUUAAUAAGUCUUUCCAUCAGGCCUACAAAGUCCAGAGCGAGCACUUCCCUAACUAUGGCUUGAACAGGGGGCUCAGCUCCAAGCAGUGGUGGGUGGACGUUGUGAAACAAACUUUCAGACUCUCUGGUGUCCACGAAGACACAGUUCUUGCACCUAUUGCAGAAAAGCUCUAUCAAGAUUUCUGCAUUGCAUGCAACUGGGAAGUGUUACCAGGGGCCAAGGAGACUCUGAGGCAGUGCAGCCAGCAAGGCAUCCGCAUGGCUGUCAUUUCCAACUUUGACAAAAGGCUGGAGAAGAUUCUGUCCCAGUGUGACCUCAGGCACCAUUUUGAGUUUGUGUUCACCUCUGAGGAUGCUGGCUUUGCCAAACCUGACCAAAGGAUCUUUCUGAAAGCCCUCCGCAUUUCAGGGGUAGCUCCCCAGCUGGCAGCUCAUGUGGGGGAUGAUUACAUGAAGGAUUACAGGGCAGCCAGAGAAGUGGGCAUGCACAGCUUCCUACUCAAAAGAGCUGGGCAGGCCAACACAUGGGAGUCAGAUGUACCAGAGGAGCAUCUCUUGCCUUCACUACCCCACCUGCUGUCUGUUAUCGAAAAGGGUUAAGAGGGAGCCCCUGACAUCUCAGCAGAGCCCUCCAGUGGGAAAGCAGGUUGCAGACACUCCUGGUAGGAAGAAUAGGGACCAAUGGUGCUGCUACAUGGAGGUGGAAGGCUGUGUGGCUUUAUUUUUCACCAGGUGAAUCAGUUACACUGUAGAUACUGUUUGGUGUCAUUUCCAUGCUGCAAAGAGGCACUUACUAUCACCAUAUACAGCAAAACCCUAGGGACAGGCUUAAAAUAAAAUCCUUAAUUGUGCUCAGU